This is a messenger RNA of Micromonas commoda, 1089 nucleotides long. RefSeq lists its product with no specific name. The coding region runs from base 1 to 1089 and encodes 362 amino acids. The record is from RefSeq and is a predicted model, not a curated record. The transcript has a single exon. NCBI's taxonomy places the organism in Eukaryota, Viridiplantae, Chlorophyta, Mamiellophyceae, Mamiellales, Mamiellaceae.
AUGGGCGGGAUGAACGCGGACGCGCUGCUCUCGCGCAACGCGGAGAUCUUGAAGCUGCUCGACGCGGCGACGCGCGCUCGCGGCGACGGCGCGCCCACCGAGCGCGAGCUCGCCCUCGCCGCGGAGGCGGAGGCCAACAUCGCGGCACUCGCGUCCGCCGCUCCCCCGCGCGCCCUCAUGCCGGGCUGCUCCACCUCCUCGACCGCCCCGAGUGAGUCGUCCAACGGCGCGGCGCCGUUCAAGACGUUCGUGGAGGUGGCGCGCGCCGAGGGCCUCCUCCGCCUGCCCUGCGACGUGCCGCCGCGCGCGCACGUCGCGCCCGUCGCGAACGGCCAACUCCCCGGCGUUCCCGUCGUCCCGAUGGUCUCCGGCGUGGAGGACGUCGACGACGACGUUCCCGGAUACGUCCCGCGCGCCGCCGACGGCACCGCGUUCCGCAAGGACGAAACCACCGGUCGCCUGUACUACGACGGCCCCAACGGCGACGUCCCACGAGGCGACGCGCGCGUCACGUACUUCGCCCCCGCCGCGGGACCUCCCGCCGGGUUCCAGUGGCACCUCGUGCCCGGCGCCAACAGGCUUCGAAGCAGGGACGAGGUCAGGUUCUACACGCGCGCGGACGUGGUGAGCCAGGACCCGUUAGACGCCGGGGCGGUGUUUCGGUUCGACGUGCGCAGGCCCAAGCUGGGGCACGGCGUGUCGUUCAACAUCGGAGCCGGCGAAGACGGAAGCCCGCUGCUCUCGUACAGUAAACUGCGAGCGCUGUACGAGCUGCCGGACGGGAGCAAGUGGUGCGAGCACGUGGACUAUUACGACCUGGACGACGUGAGGCAGACGGCGAGGGCGGUGGGUCACAAGGUGUGGCGGCGGACGGUGCUCCUCCCGGACCACGACGAGGAACGCGAGCUGGUGCGGGUGCGAGGCAGGCGGCACACUCGGAUGAGCAAGUGCGAGUACGAGAGCUGGAUAUAUACCGCGGAGGAGUACAACAGGGAGGCGAGCAGCGGGGGACUGACGGGCAAGGAAGCGUUCUACUGGAGGGUGGGGUUCGACCCGGAGACGAUUCGGCAGGUGGAGGUCCGCGACUGA